Messenger RNA from Spirometra erinaceieuropaei, 17037 nucleotides. The record is from the annotation of a GenBank genome assembly. Lineage: Eukaryota; Metazoa; Platyhelminthes; Cestoda; Diphyllobothriidea; Diphyllobothriidae.
AUGCAAAGUCCGCCUUUUGACGACAGCCAGAUUGAGGAUGCCGUGGUGAGGUACAGGAAGAAAAAACCUCCAAAAAAUACAGUCUGUUGUGGUCCAGGGAAAAAGCGCUACCUCAUAUCCAUACUGUGCAUGUCCUGUCUUACGGUUGUGAUCGGUAUGCGCUCCGAAAUGCUCGGGAUUAUUACAAAUCUGAACAACACUCAUAGCGGAAAACAUGACAAUGAGCACAUCUUUGUUGAUGAGACGGACGACUCGAAGUACGGAGUAGCACAUCUGCCAAAGUCCAUCUUUAUUCAGGGUGCUGUUGUGAACUUUCCCACCGUUCAAGAAGUUGAUCACAUCGGCCCAGAAAAGGGGUCUCUUAUCUUCAAACCAUCACACCACAGACAGUUGCCUUGGACAGCUACAAUAACAGAGGAUCUGGUGGAGAAUGCAGUUUUCUUUGCGUAUCUGGUUGCUAGUCCUAUUGGGGGCUACCUGACUGUGCGCCAUGAUUCUUCUCUACUGCUGGGUUGUUCUGUUGCAAUGACCUGUGGCCUCAACCUCUUUCUUCCGUUGGCUGAAACAAUCGGAUCAAAUAUUGACGCCAAGCUGGCUAUGAUUAUAAUACUGCGGCUUCUUCAGGGCCUAGCUGAAGGUUGCCUCAUUCCGGCUGUGUUUGGUGUUCUGCGAUACUGGAGUCCGGAAACCGAACGGUCGACUCUUGUCUCCCUGACCGUAAUUGGAGUCUCGCUAGGACCUCUGAUAGGCCUACCUGUUUGUGUCGAGAUUGAAAAAAAGUGGGGUUGGGGUGUGGUAUUCUACAUAUAUGCCAAUUUGGGUUUAAUAUGGUGCAUCUUUUGGUGGCGUCUAAUAGACGAGAAACCGCACAAGGACAGAAAUCUCUCCAAAGCCGAGCGUCGCUACCUCAGAACCAAUAUUUCACCCCAAUUACUCUUUAAUACCAACAAUGUAAAGAUUCCUUGGAUGUCCAUGUUCACCUCGAAACCCGUAAUUGCUAUAUUUUUCACGUAUGCCGCAGAUGACUGGACUUUCCAAAUCUCAUCUGUUUGCAUGCAAACUUUCUACCAACAGAGAUACGACGCAGGCGUUGAAAAGACUAUAUUUCUCCUCUCCUUCCCGUUCCUAUCGAGGUCUAUUUUUGUUCCCAUCGGUAAGAAUGAAAUGCGCUUUACACGCCACACAUAGGAGAAAGCAGUUUCUCGUAUUUACAAGCUUACCUUGAUUCUACUGGUAACUUCGUCCAUAGUCAAGAGGUUGCACUGCUGAUGUUUGUUAGGAUGCUGUUCACGCGUGCAUGCACCUUGUCUGCGAUGGCGUGCAAAUUUUAAAAGCAGAUCUAUAAGGGUAAAACACUUGUCUCUUGCAGAUAUGCAUGCAACAACGCGCUCCAGCUCACACUGUUGAUUGUUAUAAUGCCUUAAACGAAGACAUCGUAUUUAUAAAGACCCCAGUGGUAGUUUUAUUGGAGAUCGUGAUUCUACUAGCAUUUUUUAGGUGCGUGCUUGUGUGUCUACGUCUGGUUACUUUAAAACAUUGAGAACUGGAUGGGUGCUCCGAAUGUUACUUCUCAGCGAAUUAGCGGCCUGUCUGUCAACUUAUAAUACGACUAACAGGUGAUGUGAACUAUUUAACAGACAAAUAUUUGAUUAAACAAGCACAAUAACAGUCCCUUCAUACAGUCAGACAGACUCAUCAUUUCUUAGAUUUGCUCAGUCGAUAUCUUAAAUCCUUAGGAACAGACGCAGUGAGUUACUGUGUAUCGUGCGCACAUUUUACUUGCUGACUUGUUCUGUAUACCUCUCAAGAAAUAUGUUUUAUAUUAAAGGGCGUGUUACAUGAGGACUAAGAAUGGUUUCUUUAAUAAUGUUGUUAGGUUGAAAAAUUGCCAAUUCUGGGAUUACUUGACUAGACUAUUUCCAAUUUUUGCAAUUGGCCUCAAACACGUUCUGUGCCACCGAAGCAGCCAGCCGUCAGCCCAUAUGCUGUUUCAGCACCGACUCAGCCUUCUCAUCUUUUUUCUAGGUGGCUUUUUGGCUGACAUUAUUCGACUGAAAACGUCUAUAUCCUGUACAACGCUGCGCAAAGUUUUCUCGGGCAUUGGCUUUGGAUUGAAAGGGAUUUUCUUCGUUGUGCUUGGAUUUGCCAAGGACGAAGUGCACGCUACUAUCAUCUUGUCCCUGGCAUUGGGUAAGUAUGCAGUGAUUUAACUUAAUCCUCUUCUAAAAAUUACAAGAAACUGCAUUGUCUGAGGCUGUAAAAGUUACCGCUCUCAACGGUAUUUGCUGCAUUUAACCUUAUUAACAUAGAUAACGAUGAGAGGGGUACCAGCGUCAGUCCAAAGGGUACAGUUGAAUCUGUCAGGUAAUGAUAACGCUAAUUUCGAUUUUAGACCCGGACUUGCCUUAGCAGUUGUUAUGACUAAAAUAUGCGCUAAAAGCUACUUGGUGAAGUGUUCGAAUACUCAAGGGUUUUAGUAUUUUGACGUACACCUGUUGAUCCACCAAGUGGCAUCUGUUCGCUCACUAUGAAUCCACGUUUUAAAUAAGGGGGCUUCGGGGAGUCAUUGGGCAAUCUAAACGCCAAAAUACAGCUUUGUAAAAAAUGGCUUUCGUCACACUGAGCAAAAACCACAGUAGCAGCUAGUGUUGCGGCAGUGAAAGCAUAAUCAUCUCGUGAUUUGGUUAGAACUUGGAUCUGAGGUUUUUUUAUCAUUCCGUUUCAUGUCACACAUUAUUUUGCAAUUAAAAUAUACAGCAAAAUUAAUACGUUUCGUGUAUAAAUAUAGCAUUCCUGGUAAACGCUUAUGCUUUUUCCAGCGAACUUUGUUCCCCGUCAAGAAAUUACUUUCUUAGCAGACUCACUCCAGCCUGGUGCGUAAAACUCUCCUAAGUACAUCGAAGAAUUCAAGAUUACCUAGGAGUAGAGCUACCCGGAUCUAAUUGAGAAAUGGAAUAUACUCCUCGGUCGUUGCUUUGGAGUUCAAAGCCUGAACAACCAGCUAAAUGAAGAGAGUCUGAAUACUCCGUAUUGUCACCAAGAGGUCGUGGGUGCAUGCCUAAUCUGUAGAACUCCUAGCCCAAUGGCUAGAUUGGCGACAAGACGCGACCGUUGAUCUAAGGUGCGUCCAGCCUGGGGUUGUAUUUUGACUAGCUGACAAUGGUGCCUGCAUGAAAAAUGUCAUUUCAAGCUUCCCUGUCGUUCUCUGCGCUCCCUCUUCUAGGACCAUGACGUUAGGAACCAGCUGGCAACGAAAAGUCACAGAUGCUUUUGAAAAAAAUAAAUCUACAUUGUUUUGAAUGGAGUUGGACAGUGUUAAGCGUUCAGCAGCAUACGGUUUCUCAGGAAAUGUCUGUGAGACGUCCUGUUCAGGUAUAAAUGCGUAGCAAAAUAUUGGGGAAAUGUGCUUUCUGUCCAUUUUCAACAGCUGCGGACUUAGAGUAGUCUAACAACAAGUGAUUCUUACAAAUUAAUACUUGAGACAACAAAUCAGCUCAAGGAAACGUGGUUGGGUUAACGUGCAUCAUCAGACAGACUCAACUGGAAGCUUGCAUUUUAUGACUACCCAUAAUUUCGACCUGCGCGUUAGUCUUUGGAUUUCCAAUUAGUAUUGUACAACCGACUUUUAAAUCCUCGUUUUCGACUAUGUGUACCGUAUUACUCACAACAAGGUGUGUGCAGGGACAUCCAGUUGCGCGGGAAUUAGCUUAUAGUGACAGUAGACUUGUGCUGCAUCUACCGCACUCCAUCCUUUCUCACCCUCAUGAGCCCGGUGUCAGGUCAUAGCUAAGAAAACCAGAGCCUGAAUGGAAUGCAUCAGCUGAUUAAGUUAAUCUGCUUGCCUAUGCGUACCACACGCCUCUGGUCCGCGCGCAAAGGACCGGGCUAAGUACAGUAGUGGAAGAAAUAAAGGAUUUAUAGAAGAAUCAAAUUAAGUUACGCAAAAAAGUGUUGCAAAACUCUUAGCUUAUUAAAAGCGCGAUAACUAAAUAAAGGUACAACCCCUAGGGAAAAGACUAAGAAGGGCAUAAUCCGGACGUUGGGAAACUUGCAAUUGCAUUAUACGGGGUAACGCCUUUCGUGGACAGAUAAAACCCAAAGAAAACGACAACUGUUAGUUAAUAAAACGAGUUACUUGCAAAGUAGCGUCAAUUCUGGACCUCGCAAUUCUUCCUCACAAAGAAAUAAAGUUGCGUAGGCUGGAACCGCAACGCUCCGUUAGAUGAUGUUUCGAGGUACCCUGUCUUUCUUCCUUUUCCCAGCACUUGAAUUUGUUAUCUUAUAAAGGCUCCGAGUUAAAGACUCAGUAAGAGACAGCUAAAAGGCUGGAACUUGGGUGUUAGGUAAACUGACCGAUGGAGACGUCACUUGGCAAGUUGCUGGAAGAGAUUAAAGAAAGAGAGUGGGUGAAAGCUAUGCGCAUCUGACCGCGGGUUAAUAGGAAGAUGGAGCUAGAGGACACUGACGAAAUAAACUGAGUCAUUAAAGAGCGCCCUGGUAUCGACCAGUCUCAAGUUUCUCGACCAUGUGAGAGUGGAUUAGCCUCAGAGAUCUCAGACUUUGUCGUCUGGCGCGAAUUGCUUGUAUCCCUACGAAAUGAAAUAUUUACGUUCGAGUACUCAGACCACGGGACGAGGUACUGAACAUGUCCUUCUAUGUCACCUGGUUUCUGGGUAAACAGUUUUGAGUCGGGAAAUCAUCGACGCGGCGAAAAACUGGAAGUCGACUUUGCAAGACCUACUAGUGGAUUGAAUCAUUCCAAACACCACAUAGUCUUUCAAAGCCGCUCAAUGCAAUUACAAAACCGCGAAACCUCAUUUGGGCGUCGUUUGGAAAGGUCAGUCAGCUCAAUAAAACCAAGUAAAACGCCGUUUUACUGGAUUCUGAGUGGAAUGUGGAAAACAUGGUUUCUGUGAUUUUGUUUGCAACUUCCAAAUGAUAUUUUGUUCAAAUCACAAUCACGUGAGACCACUAGGUUAUAGAUCAGAUGUGCGAACACAGCAUAUACGCCCAAAUGAUGUCGUCAACAGAUCUAAGCGAAAAAGCAGGUCUACAGUAGGACCUCCAGUUUUGAGUGAAGAGAUGGCAAAUAACCAAAUCUACCCAGCUGGGCAACGUUCAGCGCUCUUUACAAUAGUCGGACUGCAACAUAAAAACAUGUCAGUAGCUUCAGGUAACAUUUUGUACUAGACUGAUCAUAUCGUACUAAAGGCUAAUUAAAGAUGUAUAGUUGUUGUCGCUACUAUUCCCAUGUCGCAUUAAAUCAUCACGCUGAUUUGAUGUGACAUGCCUGGAUGCGCGCGCCUCCUCUGACAAAGUAGCUAGAUUUGUAGGUUCUUGGGUGACUGAGUCGCAUAUUUUCGCACCUACCUACUGCUCUUUCGCAACUUGAACAUCUAACUGUCUACGAUUGUCGUACAUUUUAUAAAAAUAAAAACAUUCUCUGCCGCUGGCGGUUCAAUCGUUGCAGACGACGCGUGCCCCACGAAGAGGGCGCAGCGUCGAUGACUCGCCCAUGGACCUGUUUACAAUGGGGUAGACUUGCGUGACAGCAAACACCCUCUACCCCCCCCCCGUCCUCAAUCACCUUUUUUCCGGUGGCAAGACAACGUCAAGACGACCGAUGGUGGGCUCAAGAGCAGCGACUAACAAAUGCAGACGUCUUUGUCUGCACGUGCCAAGCGCGACCUGGCUUCCACUGCGUGUACCAGGCUACUGUUAAUGACGGCUUGAACCUCACACAAGUGAGGAUUCUGCAGCAUGGCUCUAGGGCUCGAAGAAAACCGAGUUAUCUCCUCCGUUGACAACCAUCCGGACAAUGACUCUUAGUGUGUCAGGUUUAUUAUACUGAAGUGGGGCUGGAUCCCCUCCGGUAACGGCCACGCUCUCCCAUGCAUUAGUCGAUGCCCGGGGCGACCAACCAGAUGGCGAUUGGGUUGGGCGCGGCCGCGGCGUAAAGGCUCAUGCUUAAGGCGUUCCUAUGAACUUUUUGUUACAAACAAACAGCUUUUUUAUGGCUCGAUGUUGCGGUAGCAUAUGGGUACACAAAACACUUACGCAGUGAUCCAUAUGUUGCAUGUCCAUGCAGAAGUCUAAAUUGCGUUGAAGGCCAUGAUUUCUGAAAACUGACAGCUUAACUACAUCGAUCGAUUUGAGUUUCUUAAAUCGAAUUCAGGUAUUUCUGUAUUAAAGACCCUUUCUAAAAGCUCCUGAAAGGCUUUUCUCGAACAUUGUGAUUCGAAAAGCAAUAUCUCUUAGACGCACACAAAAUAUAAGUACAAAUCUGAUAGCUUGGGGUCAAUUUACGUGUUACAAACUGCAGGCGUUCUUGAAACCUGUAGAAAUUUGACGUCGAGCUGCGGAACAUGACUUAAUAGAGCGGGCAAACCCAGGUAAUAAUUGCCUGGGUAAUUUUUAAAUCAGUCCAGUAGCCAGCGAAUUUAAAUGAGAAUUAACAAUAGCAAAUAAAUCAUCGGUCUUAUUUUUCGUUUUUUUAAUUUCCUGAGAAAUUAUCAACGAAGUUGGAGUAGUUCAGUGUCUAUAGUCUCAGACCGAGAAUUUUAUACAUGAAUAUUUGGGCCAAAGUCCAUCAGCCACAGCGAGUAACCGCGUAAUAUUCAUUAAUUGCCGACAGGCAGCUAGUAGUAUACUUUAGGGUAAGGUGACACAAUACUAACAGCACAGGUACUAGCCAAAAGCCCAUACACGCGUGUGUCGUCGAUGGUUUACUGCUGCAUGGCGCAGCUGCGAGGGAUUCGACUCGUCAGUGGGUCCCCGCGUGUUUUUCUGGUAGAUACCCCAAUUUAGAAAUUGUCACUUUUUAAUUCCCUGAGAAAUUAUCUACGAAGUUGGAGUAGUUCAGUUUAUUCAAGGUGUAUAGGCUAAGGCCAUGAGCUUUAUACACGCGUGUAUGGGCUUUUGGCCAGUACCUGUGCUGUUAGUAUGGUAUUCCCUUAUUCAAAAAUGUUAUUUUUAUUAAUUAAAAUCGAGGUGUAGUGGCACGCCUGGGUGCGGCUCCGGCCUUGCCGCCACCUGCACCCUCUCCCGCCCCCGGUCUUCUUGACUAUGUCUUGACAGCGGGUUCAGGGAGGGAUGAGAGAGUGCGGUUGAUGCUGUGCCAGUAUAUUAGCACUUCAACUAAUUCACUCGCAAGUCACCACGUCUGCCCUCACCUUGCUGUAGAGCACACGGUGAACAUUGUCGGGAAAAGCGGCUGACUUAACAAUUAGCAGCAUAGAAAUUUACGCCCAAAAGGCAUCUGUUGCUUAAGAAAGCAUAAAUUCCUGAUAUCGUUUGCCCUAAUUAUCGUAAGUUUAAGGUUAGUACUUUUGCGUAUUAUGAGAAAAAGUCCCGUAUCUGAAAUGUGUGUGACCCUAUGCUGUGCAUGCAUGCAAUUGCUUUUUAUCUCUGCCUGUUAUUUGUUCCGGUUGACAGUUUUAACAUAAUUUACUGCAUUUUCAGUGCUUGAUGUGGGCAUGAAUAAGCAGAAGACAGAAAACUGAAAUUAAUUCUUGCGGUCCUAAUGCAGCACAAAGUCUAUUCGCUAAAAUUGCUCUAAAUCGACUUGAUCUGGUUUCUGCAGAAGCCGUACUUUUUGCGAUUCUCGCCAUCGAGCCGUUGGCGAUGUUUACAGUUUGUGGCAGGAUAAAUUUUAAAUAAGCACAAUGAGGCCAAGAGGAUUGCCUAAAUGCAGUUAGGCAUCACUGCCGACGUCCAGAUUUACUGGGAAAAUAUGAUUAAAAUUCACGUUGGUCUUCUUGAGGCAGACUGAAGUCCGGAAAUCUGAACAGUACGCUGCCGGCCUCGGGGUUGUUUGCCCGCAUCGACAGUUGAAACCUCAAAGAUGAGGGAUGCUGACUGAAAAUGCCUGCAGGACAGUUCAUUUGUCCAAGGUCUGACCUCCGUUUACUAUAAGGGAACCACAGAUGGGUCUUCACUUCCCAGACUCACGGACACGUUUUCUCCUCUGCCCUGAUAAAUUCGACUACUACCUUCUCCAAAACGACCGUUAAGUUAAAAUCUGCAGUCACAAAGCAGUGAACAUGAAGUUAAACGGCUGAUACUAUAGCUCAAAUCUGUAACGUACAUUGCAGGCGUAAAACAUCUUUCUGUUUUUUUAUAAUUCGUCGUUAGUUUGCUUGUUCCCUGACAGUUUCACGCCAAAGGCGAGCACUUACAAUCGGAUCUGAGGUCAUGCGUAUGCAUUAGAGCAACCUAAGUGUUGGUAAUAUAUGUACUAGUACUCCUGACUCACAGUAAGUGCUCUCGCUACUAGAGGCCUAUUUCCUAGGGCAACAUACGUAAACAGUCUGGUAUUUUCGUAGACAAGGCGUGAGAGUCGGUAGCAGUUGAUAUUGGACUAUUUGAAGGUGCUUGUAAUCCAAAGAAACGUACGGCCGGGGGACCUUUUCUUUUUAUAUCAUCCAAUCUGCGAGAAAGUUCUUACAACACCGACAAGGAAACUGUAGGAGAAGGGGAAACGGUUACGUUGAAGGGUAUAUGGAUGCAUGGAUAACGCUUGACAAAACGGUUUCAAGAUGACCAAAAGCCUAGCCUAUUGAGAAGAUGUAAAGGCUCUAACUUACAACCCCAUUUAGGUGCACUUGACUAGAGUAUAUACUUUGUCUGUGGACCUAAAAUGCAUGCCUCCAAAGUACAAAAUAAACCCUUUCAUUAAUUUAAAGCUCACUGAUUAUCAUACCAGCACUGGAUGCAGGAAAAUCGACUGAAAUUAGAGGAUACGUUGCAAACUAAUACUGAAUAAUUUGAGAAAACUUGUACAUGGCUAGUGGGUUUCAGUGAAGAGAUGUUGAAGGUGAAUGGCUAAGAGGACGAGUAAAUACGCAUUUUAACUUUUUCGAAGAACAAAAGAUUAAAAAUCAAGGGAGUCAAGACUUUACUUGGAAUAAGCACUUGCGAAAUUCCAUUACAUAAACGUUUCGACUUAUACCUCAUUAAUGAAAUCAAAAUGAGGUUUAAAUAAAAGGACGAUGGUUGCAUAAGAGUUAGAGAUAAACAGUUUCGUCAACGGCGCAGGCAGAAAUGUUUCCGUUUCCAUAAAGAAUUGCUUAAGAUGAAUCAUACCAGGAGAUUUUCAACUGCUUACAUUAAAGGGCCAAUCUUCUUUAGAAGGAGCGAUCCACAGACCGGAAAAAGAAGAGAAACGAGAUAUGUCAAGCACAACUGACUUUCUUCGGUUUGACAUAUAGCUGGAAGGGCAAAUAACCAGGAACUUAUCCUUUUCAUCACUCUGCCCUAUUCGCUCUUCGCAUUCAAUUACAACAAAUUUGUCUGCUUCCAGCGAUUUCGGUCUGGACAGCAGAACGAUCUGACCCAAAGGGUGUCUUUCCUUUACAGUGCGUGACCGACCUCAUGAAAUGUUGGCUGAAAUUCUUAAAUGCGCUUUCGACUAGGAAGGAUUAAAAAGGUGGCGUUUUAAUAUUAAUUAUCACAAAUCAUAAUCCUAUAGUAUUUCAGACUGGCCAGGAUGUCAGCUUUUGAAUGCCCUCCUUUUUGACCUCCUACAGUAAUCGUACUUGGUAAAAAAUGACUACUUACGUAGCAUGCAUUUUUCACAAUUAUUUUGGAUGGUCUUAUAAAUUCAAAUAUAUUUUAUAGAAACCGUGCACAAAAAUGCUUUCUUUUACGUUUUUGGUAGAAAAUCACAUUUUAUUCGUAUUUUAUAUCCGAAGAAAGCGUACCUUUAGGUUUUGAAAACGGUUCCCAAUUCCCGAAUAAUUUUGAACUUGAUCGGUCGUUGCAUUAGCGUUUAGCGAUUUCAUUCUACAAGCUGCAUGCGUUCCGGUAAGGAAAAUCAUAUAUUUCUUUAUGCAUUUCGCAAGACACUACAUAGAGUUCAUGAAAUUUUGCAAUGAUUACGGGCUAUUUUGUACAGUUUAAGAAUAACAUCGGUAAACGGACACGUGUCAUGCUGUGUAUAUGGACAUCGCAAGGUCUUAAAAACCUCAUAAUUAGAAACUUUUUUAAAACCAAAACCUAACGUUCCCUCGAGCAUAAAAUAUAAAAACAAUGUGAUUUUCUAGAAAAAAAUAAAAGAAAGCAUUUUAUGUGCACGCUUUCUAUAAAAUAUAUUUGAAUUUAUAAGACCAUCCAAAAGCAAUGUGAAAAAUGCAUGUUACAUAUGUAGUCAUUUUUUACCAAGUACGAUUAUUGUGAGAGUUCAAAAAGAUAGGCACUCAAAAGCCGACAUCCUGGCGAGUUGGAAAUAUUAUAGAAUUAUGCGACAUCUUAAUAAAUAUUACAACGCCACCGGAUUAAUCCUUCCUAGUUGAAAACGCAUUUAAAAAUUUCGGCCAACACUUCCUGAGAUCGGUCUCGCACACCAUUUGCGUGCAGGAACGCAAGCUAAAAGUGACUUUGUUAGGCGCCAGACAGUAGGACAGUCCCUCCUAAGGUUGUGUUUAUCCGCUGGUCGUCCGUGCUCUGGCAGUCACUUUAAUUGGUUUAACCCUGUUGGAGCUCCGAUUUGGGAAAUUUAAAAAAAGAAUUUCUUUCGUGGAGGUAAAUUCAAGUUAAAUUCAAAUCUUCGGCAAGUAGACAGUCAAGUCUGGUCGUUCAAACUUAAAAAAGAACGCUCUCAUGAAGGAGGUCUUCAAUAAGCAAAUGCUGGAGAAUUUUGAUCGCGUCUGAUGUUAGAUGUUAUCCUGCCCAUAAGCGUCAUGUGUGGCAAACGCCUGAAAUUUUGACUAAAUGCUGAAAUGCAGAUGCGAAAAUAAAAUGCAUUUAUAAGCCCUUAGCAUACUGAUAUUAACUCGAGAAUCCUUUCCAGUAAUUUGGCCAAAUCGAGUUUGAAAUAAAACUUAUGUUAAGAAAUAGUUUUUAUGAAUAUACUGGUUUCCGAUACACAUAUAAACCAAAGAGUAUCUGUUAUAGAAAUGAAUAAAAUCCUAGUCUGAAAUUUUUAAAAUUGAAUUGUUCCCUACAUGACCAGAAUUUACGCCCAACAUUCUGAUGUAUACACUAAAUAUUAGAGCUUUAAAUCAACUCGUAAUAACUACUAACUUUUGCACGAAGGAGCCUGGAGCACUCCUGAUUCUUUUAGGAGGAUUUGCUCUCCUACAGUGGGUGAUCAGUCCGAAGAAAUGUUGGCCGAUAUUCUGAAAAGCGUUUUCGAUUAGAAUGGAUCUCUCUAGAAGGGUUUAUAAUAUUGCUCUUUAUACGGUAUGAUCCUACAGUAUUUCGGACUCUCCAUGAUUGCAGCUUUCGAAAACAUAUCUUUUAGACAUCCUUUAGAAACCACAAUAAACAAAAUAUGACUUCUUAAGUAACAUGCAUUAUCCACGCUGAUUCUCGAUGCUCUUCUAAAUUCAAAUAUAUUUUAUAGAAAACAUAUACAACAUAUGCUUUCCUUCACUCAUUUGGUAAAACCUCGCAUUGUCUUCACAUUCCAUACCCUAACAAGGUUAUGAUUUGGUUUUAAACAGUUUUUAGUUAUGGGAUUUUUACGACCGUGCAGUUUCCUUGCAUACGACAUCGCACACAUGCGUUUACUAAAUACUUUUUAUGAAAUGUACAACAAGGUCCACAUACGCCGCAAAAUUUUUUGAACUCCACAUGGUAUCUGCCUAAAGAUAUAGAGGAAUAUAUGACUUUUCUUGCGCAGAAAGCAUGUAUCUGAAAUUGCUAAUCGAUAAUGCAAUGGCUGAUAUGACUCAAGAUUAUUCGGCAAUCGGUAAACUUUUUAAAACCUAAGUAUACACUCUCUUCUGCUACAACGUAUGAAGACAAUGGGAUUUUCUUCCAAAAGAGUAAAAAAAAUCAUAUUUUGCGUACGUUUUCUUUAAAAUCUAUUUGAAUUUAUAAGACCAACCAAAGUCAAUGUGAACAAUGUAUGCUACAUAAGAAGUCAUUUUUUACCAAGUGUGGUUUACACAGGAUGGCGAAAAGAUGUGUUUUAAAAAGCCACCAUCCUGUCGAGUCCGAAGUGCUAUAGGAUAAUGCCGCAUGAUGAUCAAGAUUACGACCCUAUCUAAAAAUCCUUCCUAAUUAAAAUCACAUUUCAGAAUUUCGGUCAACAGUUCAUGAGAUUGGUUAUUCACUGUACCUAAGCAGUAUAACAAUGAAUUUGCAACUAUUAUGGUGGCCACAAAAAUUGAUGGGAAAGGUACAAACUUGAAGAUUGCUUAUUUCUGGAGUUUUAUUUACACAGGGCUCACGAAGGUUCUCAAUAAUAACUAUCUCGUCACAAUGUUGGUUUAUUAACAUUUAUAAUGUAAAGGCAUAAAACCAUGGGUAAGUAAUUUCAUUUGCUAAUGGAAGUCAUACUUAAGAAUUCUCUUCGAGUUUUCAGACUUUUAACCUGCAGCUUAAUCAUAAGCGGGCACAAGAGGGGGCUAUAUCGCAGUUGGUAGGUAGGCCCCGUAUUACAGGUGGCUGGUGUUUUUGUUUACUGGGGCUAUUUUGUGGGGUUCCAUAAUCACACCUGACCCAUUUGGCUUCCGUUUUACAUUUUAGGUUAGGAUUAGAGUACCAUUUAAUGGUUUCCGAUUUUCGGGUUACGGUUAGGGUUUGAGCGUACGAUUAGGUUUCAGUAUUACGGUUAGUUUUUCCAGUUAUGGCUUUGUAUAAGGGCUACGGUUCCGUUUACGAUUUUGGUUAGUGUUAGGGUUGCCAGUAAGGUUAACGGUUGACGUUUAAAGUUGAGGUUAGAGUCAGGGCUAAGGUCGCCAUUCGCUACUCCAUUCCUGGCUACCAACUGCAAUCUAGCCCAAAGGGGUGAUAAAAACAGCCCUGAAGAAUUGUACAUUAUCGUUCAGACAAGAUGAAGAAACUUAUGAGACCUUAACAAUAUGAUAAUAAUAACAAUAACAAUAACUACGACAAGAUAAAGUCACCUUUGUGGAUGAAAAUUUUGCUUAUUGAUAAUUUUUUUGACGAAAGUGUUGAUUCUUUUUUGAAGGGUUCUCAGGGCUUGCCGUCGCCGGGUAUGCCGUCAACGUCAUUGAAUUGGCCCCAAAAUUUGCGGGUCUAAUAAUGGGUUUUGCUAACAGUCUAAGCACACUGACAGGUGAGUGCUGUUGCAUUUGGACUUUUUAAAAUUCUAUCUACACUUCCAAAUUUUGAAACUUGCCGCAGCCUUACUUUGUUCAGAAUGCGUCAAAACGUUUCUUGGCAGUGACCAUAAAACGUGCUAGAAGGCGAAAUUAUUACAGUCAGCUCGUCUAGUUGUCACCUGCUACGAACAACACGGGUCGAAUUAUUUAUCAAAAAUGAACUUAUGCGCGUAAACACGGAGGAUAUUUUUAGACAGAUUUCCAGACAUAAAAGGACAACUAGGAAAGGUCAGCACUCACCGCUAGCUUUAAAUCGUAAUUAUUUGAUAUUUUUCCAUCCCGCACUAAAUAUGGCAACGCCGGAAACAGUAAAAGUUCUAUGAAAUGAAUGCAUAGAGUAAAAGGGACACACCUUCCCGUAAGAUAACUCGGAGCUAUUGGAAAUAAAGGAAAUUAGACACCAAUUUUGAACGUAACCAAUAAAAUGCUACUGCAAAUAUUCUGACCGUUCAUCAUUUUAACUGAAGCAGUCAGUUGUUGUGAAUAUUGGCCUCAGUAUUAUGUACGACACUUGUUAUCCCAAACAAUGUUAGCAUGUUUCAGAUAAAACCGAGAAUAGGAAAAAUGCGUGAAAUACAGUCAAAUUGGGCCACAUUUUAACGCAACUUAUGCGCUCAACUUUUUUCGCCAGGUUAUCUUAGGGGUGUUUGUUUUUGUAAGGUACGGUAUUAAAAAUUUUAAAUGGUUGGCCCCUCAACAAAAUCUUCCAUUUAAAAAUCUUUUACUGGUAUUCUCAAGUAAUACCCCAACAAGGGUAGUCAUGUGCUUAUUCAAUGGCAAAGACUCACUGAAGUAUUUGAAAUAAUCUCGAAAACUCGCCAGCUAUAGGCGGUCCACUUUUGUCUCGGCACAUCAGUAUGUCAAAACAGAAUUAAAUACAAAAUGUCUGCAAUGUAAAAUAUGUCUACUGUUUCCUAAAUUAGUGCGCGGCAGUGCCAAUGAUCAAAAGGGUUUCUGUUUAGACAGUACUGAAGGCACUCAAAAAUAUCCGUUAUACUGUAACAGUUACUCCGUAUAAGUAUAACAUUCCAUGGCGACAGACGUAAUUUACAAUAAACAAUGUGCGUAUGAGAUGACAAAAUAACGUCUCUCUACUAAAGAAAUCAGCAUUAAGAUUGCGUAUCUUGAUAUUUUGGUAUUUUUGCAAUGAUCUAACGCGUCUUUUUCUAGGCGACGCAAAUACUUCGUCUUAAUCUCAAUUUUCGAAUGCUCUUGGAUUUGGCAUUUCAGAAAAGCUUUCACAUCUUAAAGUUUCUUUUGAGUGACCCAUCAGCUUUACAGUGCAGCCGAAAAUCAUUAAACCAUAUUUUGCCAAUGGUACGCUACAGCUUCCGUUUAAACGGGUUUUAGGAGGUUUCUCAUCCGAUGUAGGAUGCCCUAUUCCUUUUCUAAGUGAUGACACAUUACAGCACCACCACCGCCCUAUUUAAAUACGUUGAAAUAAUAUUGCUUUGCGUUAGCGAAAAAAGCCGCUGAUGGAACUCAGUCAAAUUUGCAUUUAGUCAGACAUUUGUUUUCAAAUUUGCAACUAGAAAAACAGUUGAGUGCAGAAGAGUGUUUUGACAGGCGCUUUACAAGCUUCAAAGCCGACAAAUUUUGUCGCCGUGAGAUUAUAACUGAAGCGGAACCGACUAAGACGUGCUAGACGCGAUUGAGCACGUUUAGACUGUCAAACUUUCACUUCCUCCAUUGACUUGAACUUCCGUCUUCAGUUCUAAGGGUUGUUAUUCUGUGUUUGAGAGGGAACUGUCGAUUACGGGAAGUGUGUUAAUAAGAAUCGUAUCAGGCAUUUAUUCCGUCAUUUAACUCGCAGAUAUUUUGACUAGUAAUCCCAUGAAACAACCUGGUGCGCAUUAAUGAUGAUGCGAUUAAGCUCCGUGGAAAAAGGCAAUUGAGCUCUGCAUCGCGAUUGACCAGCGUCGUUUCUAGGAAAGUCCGAAUGAUUUAUUCUUGCGAUUCAUGGUAAGCGAGUCUUUAACACUGAUUGGAAACGUCGGCGUUAAUUACUAUAGUUAUUUUGCAUUAGUGGAAGUCGAGCGGAUAAACACAGCCGAAAUCUAAGUCACAAACGACAAUUCGUAUUUUGUGGUUUAUUCACUUUUGCUACCCUGACUGUUAUUUUAUACUACCAGGCCUGUAAAUUAGAGGAUUAGCAUUUCACAAGCCUAGUUUAUAAUUCUUUUAGUGUUGCAUAGAUGCUUGGAACACCCAUGCCAUCUCGAUCUGCUUCUUUAAAAUAUAGACAAUUUGUAGGCCGUCUCUCGGGCCGUCGUUGUCGGAAGAAGAUAAAUAAAAUUUCUGCCAACUAUUUGUCUAAAUGUAGUGGGAUAAAAAAAAUCAGGAAUAAGAAGAAUGAACAGCCUACUGUAAUUUUUAGGUUAGGUAGAAUGUGUCCGGUCAUGAUUGCGUUGACUGUAAAGCCUAAUUACCUUGUCAAAGUGGCGUGCAGAGAGGAGAAGGCACGUUAAUGUAGUCGAUUUUGAUAACAAAGUGAACUGAAAAUACCCAGAUACAAGAGGGGGGUUGAAGCGCAGAUUGGUACGUUGUCGGAGAGUAAGUAGUCAUGUAGCUUUUAUCCCUAAUGAUAAAUUGCUGUUCCCUAUCAGAAUCGCUUGCGUCAUUCAUCUCAAACACAAAGGAGUUGACCAAUGCCUAACUCCAAAUGCCGGUUGAGGAGUCAUGACAAGGCAAGUUUAGCGAGCCAGAGUAGAACUUGGAAUAGUUUUCAUUUCUGUCUACUCAGCGUUUGUGCACGCUGACUUGAUUGUGCAGGACUAGAAGUGGCCGAACGUCCUCCAUCGCAAGCACUUAUCUGAAGCACGUCUUCAUGAUUACUCGAAAGCGGUAGUGUCUCAGUGGAUACCGAACGAUCGUUAGAAUUUGGUCGCUUCACGGGCAUUUCUUGUUGACAUUUAACUUGCCGUCAUUUUUGCAUCUUUCCGAGGUACAAUAUUUCAGCUAUAAUAACCUGCUCUAAUACCACCUCGAUGACUUGCUUUGAUGAAGACGUCUGUGCUUUUCCGAUAACUGGUCCGAAAGAUUUCGGGAAAAUAUAUUUACCUGUCAAGGCUCAUCUUGAAUUAGUUUGAGCGCUGUUCUACUGGUCACUAAACCCUUUUCUCGUCAGCAUUGUUGUUGCUUUUAAAUUUUGUUUAUCUGGAAACUAAAAAAAGCACCCUCAUAAAACUUGCGCAUUAACGACAGAGUUCCUGAAGGUGAAGUUGCUCAGAGGAAUGCUUUCCUUGCUCUCAGCAGAAAGCCUGCACAUGCAUCUCAUAAUGAUCGGCGUUUUUGAUCUGAUUUCUUCGCAGGAUCAAACACUGUAUCCGUGCUGUCACUUUGCUUAAACUGUAACUCUUUUAGACAGCCGAUCACAGUCUAAGCAAGUGCCCAUGAAAGUUUCUUCGAAAAUUCUAACUGAUGCCUUAAUUAAAGAACAUUGAUUAGAUGCCCAAGUAAUUAACUGCUCCCUGCAGUGGACGGAGUAUCGAGAUUAUCCUACGGCGGGUCUAUUAAAUCAAAGUCCCAUGUUAAAACGGAACGCCACCACGCUGUCAUGCAAUUUGGAUAUAGCUGGUGGACUUACCACCCUCUGGCCUUUGAUUAGCAGACAAUUCUCUUGGCUGCCCUUCAUUUCACUGCCUGACUGCAGAGACUUUGGGAAAUACCUACCGGCUUAACCUUUUUUAUUCUCUUCCCUCCCCCGCCCACAGGGAUAUUAUCUACGGUACUUGCAACCGUUGUUGUCCACUAUCUCAACGCAGGCGUUGGAAACGGGUGGAUUUUUGCAAUGUGCCUCGCAGCUGGCAGCCAACUGUUCGCCGCCUUCUUCUUUAUCGCGUUUGCUUCAAGUCAGGAGCAGGCUUGGGCCAAAGAGGCUCCCAGUUCGCGGCAGCCCUCUUCACGCAGCCACGAGAUAGAGACUGACCUUGAGGUGCAAGCAAUGUCCAUACCUUUGGAGUAA